UAUACUAAAAGAGGGAAAGUGAAUAGUUUUCACUCUUCCUCGUUCUAUCUUCUUGUUCUACAUCUCCUCGGCCGUUUCCUCCGGAGGAUUCCGAUCCCUCUCUCUCUCUCUCUCUUUUAUCAUUCUUGUACCUACUUUGGACUUGAACUGUUCUUCCUUAGAUUGCUUGAUUUGUCUGGGUUAUUCGUCUCCCUGCGGAAUCGAUUAUCGAGGAUCCAACUUUUUUGUUUUUUUUUUUUCUCAAUCGCCGCCAUGAGUUCCUCGAUCCAGAUCGUUGAUGAGCAGCAAUUAGAUGUUUUGCCUCUUCAAGAUCAGGAUGAAAAGAAGACUCAAGAAGUGAGCAAUGAGCUGGGUUUCGGGAACCAUGGCGGCUGUUGUGCAAUCUGCUUGGAUACUAUACCUCUUCAAGAAACUGCUAUGGUUAAAGGCUGUGAGCAUGCUUACUGCCCUGUUCAAAACAUCGGCCGAUUUGACCGAUUCCACGCCGUGUAAUCGCUAGGCAGCAAGGAGCCGCCGCGAUUAUGUACAAAUCGGACAGAAAAAGAAAAAAAAUCAUUUUUGAGUUGAUUGUUCACUUAAAUAUGAUGUUACUUGUGGAGAUCUACUAUUUUUAUGUUAUAUCCAGUUGCAAAUAUGAUGAAAUCUGUAAAAAUUGAGUAAAAAAAAAGUUGGCUGCCAUGAUUAGGUUUUACAGUUUCCGAAUCGUGAAUGGAGAAGAUGACUAAUAAAUUA
Molecule: messenger RNA, 732 nt
Organism: Camelina sativa (false flax)
Lineage: Eukaryota; Viridiplantae; Streptophyta; Magnoliopsida; Brassicales; Brassicaceae
Source: RefSeq, a predicted model, not a curated record